Messenger RNA from Brassica napus (rape), 882 nucleotides. RefSeq names its product WPP domain-containing protein 2. The coding region runs from base 185 to 706 and encodes 173 amino acids. The transcript has a single exon. The record is from RefSeq and is a predicted model, not a curated record. Lineage: Eukaryota; Viridiplantae; Streptophyta; Magnoliopsida; Brassicales; Brassicaceae. Gene Ontology annotation, biological process: mitotic cell cycle; lateral root development.
UAAAUUUGAUUGCUGUUGAAAACCAUUUGGUACAAAGUAGAUUAGAGUCCUUUUCACACCGAACCAACAACCAAUAAACAAAUGUCUAAAGACUUUAACAUAUGUUCGCUUUUUAACCGACGUCACAACUGAUAUCACCAAACCAAAACAUCUCUCUGAGAAUCCCUAAAUCCACUUGAAAAAAAUGGCAGAAACCGCGGAAACAAUCAACACCACCGUCUCACCGCCGCAUUCCAAAUCGGAGGGCUCCACCACAUUGCCCGCGACGACGCCGGAUCAGACAUCGGAUGAAACCUCAAAAGCCGCAGAUCUGAAGAAGGAAGAGUCCGUCGCAGAGACGAAGCCAGGAGGAGGCAACUCGCUCCGCAUUUGGCCUCCGACUCAGAAAACUCGCGACGCCGUCUUGAAGCGCCUGAUCGAGACGCUAUCCACCGAAUCCAUCCUCUCCAAGAGGUACGGCACGCUCAACUCCGACGAGGCUUCCACCGUCGCCAAAUCCAUCGAGGAGGAAGCCUACGGCGUCGCGUCCAACGCUGUGUCUGACGACGACGAUGGGAUCAAGAUCCUUGAGGUUUACUCCAAGGAGAUUAGCAAGAGGAUGCUUGAGACGGUGAAGGAUCGAUCUGCAGCCGCCGCCAACAAGGAAGCGGGGGAGGAAGCUGCGAAAGACGAUGAAGCUCCUGAGUCGGAGAAGAGUGAGGCGUAACUCGUUCUUGAUCCUUACCUUAUCUAUUAGGGUUUCGCUAGAUUCGUAUGAGUUUCUCAGAGUUUAUGACGACAGAUCUCUUCUUGUGGAUUUGGUAUUUGCCUAUUUCGUUGCUUGCUCUUGGUUUGGCUUGUUAACGAUUAUGCAAUUAACAAUAAUAUCAUCUGCUUAGUACC